Aureobasidium melanogenum CBS 110374 is the source of this 840-nucleotide messenger RNA. RefSeq lists its product as uncharacterized. The coding region runs from base 1 to 840 and encodes 279 amino acids. The transcript has 2 exons. Lineage: Eukaryota; Fungi; Ascomycota; Dothideomycetes; Dothideales; Saccotheciaceae. The record is from RefSeq and is a predicted model, not a curated record.
AUGGUAUCUAAGGUCGCCCUUAUAGGGAUCUUGUUUCCCAUCAUCAUCUAUAUUUGCGUGGCCGCCAUCUUUCUCUUUGUCCUGGGAUGCGCACUGUACGUUUGCGUUGCAAACUUUCGUCAAUGCAUUCGAAAGAUGUAUCGGAAGCUCAAACCCCUCUACUGGCCAGAACAGACCUUCAACUUUCUUGGCCUGCCGCCUGAGAUCCGCAUGAAUGUUUAUCGCUACACACUUCCAACAGAUGGCAUCUACUACCUGACUGCCCGCAAAAUGAGGACCUAUGACCGCCGCCUACAAGAGGUAUUGAACAACGAAAUUGUUCAUCCUCCACCGUCUCUCCUUCGCGUCUGUCGCCUGGUCUACAAAGAGCUCUGGUCGAUAAUAUACAAGAAAUGCGUCUUCUAUAUCACGAUCUAUUCCAUCAGGGACCUUCUCUAUACCCUGGACCUUUUCGACAGAUACACAAACACCACUACUCCCCAUUCGACUGACAUCUUCUAUCACAUGAAGAACAUCCGUAUCAGAAUCAACGACCUCAUCCUAAACAUCCACCCACUUCAGUGCGGCUCGAAGAUGAUUGCAGAGCUCAGCCAGACAACUCAGCUCUGGUCAGGCCCUGGUAAUUUGCUCUUGCAAGACAGAUAUCGAGCUGCGAUACUGGUAAGGAUGUUUCACGGCCGUGGGGUGGCCGUCUUAGAACAUGUUGAAGCUGCAUGCUUGAAGGGUUUUGUCGCUGCCGUGCUGCGUAUCGAUGUACUGAACAAGCGCGAGUUAAUCAAGAUGUUACCGUGGUAUCAACGCCGUCUCAGUCGUCACAAGUCGUCUACCUCGCCUGUCUGA